AUGUUGUCUCGAAUAUGGGGCGCUGUGAAGCGCCACCCGUAUCGUACAGCUGCUGCUGCUGUUGCUGCUGCAGCUGCAGCAGCAGCAGGUGCUGCUGCAGUAAAGAUAUAUAAGCAGCACAAACGUUUUGCUGCGCUGCUAGAAGCAGAGGAAGGAGAUUUAGCAACUUUGCUGCUGCAGCAGCUAGGUCUAAGUGAGGAGGAGCUGCAGCAGCUACGUCAGCAGCAGCAGCAGCAGCAGCAGCAGCAGCAGGAUGUGACGGAAGCAGAAUGGUUAGCUGCCUUUCAUUUUGUACGUAAUCAAUCUGUAUCGGAUAAUUCUUUGCUGCUGCUGCUGCAGCAGCUGCAGCAGCAGCUGCAGCAGCAGCUAGAAGCAGCAUUCCCUAUUGAUGCAUACACCCGAGUGCUGCGACAGCCGCAGCGCAGCAGCAGCAUGACGCCGCAGCAAAAGGAAGAAUGUUUUAGGUGUCUUGCUACUAAUGUAGUAGCAAGAACUGUUUGCUGCCUCGUGCUGCUGCUGCUGCUGCUGCUGCUGCACCGUGUACAAGUUAAUCUACUAGCAGCAGCACUUCUUAACAAGGAGCAGCAGCAGAAACAGCAGCAGCAGCAACAGCAUGGAGGGCAGGAGGAAGAACAGCAGCAACAACUGCAGCAGCAACAGCAACAGCAGCAGCAGCAGCAACUGCAGCACAAGCAGAACUUUGUAUUUCUUUCCUCUACCCGUCGUGCUGCUUCUGCUGCUGUUGCUGCUCGUGUUGCUGCUGCUGCACUUAUAGAGGUUGGUGUCUUUGUUAGGCAGCACCCGCCGCAUGCAUCCUUUACUGCUGAUUUGCUGCAGCAGCAGCUGCAGCAGCUAAUGUAUAGGAUGUGCAACAGGUUAUGCAGAGAAGCAGCACAGCAGCAGCAGCAGCAACUGCAGCAGCAGCAGCAACAGCAACUGCAGCAGCAGCAGCAACAGCAACUGCAGCAGCAGCAGCAGCAGCCAGAAGGGCCAGAAAUGUCGUCAGCAGCAACAGAAGCAGCAGACGAAGACUCAGCAACAACAGAAGCAGACACAACAGACACAGCAGCAGCAGACACAGCAGCAGCAGACACAGCAGCAGCAGACACAGCAGCAGCAGACACAGCAGCAGCAGCAGCAGGUAAUGGGUAUGAUGAUUAUUCGUCAGAUAUGUGGGGUUAUGCUGCAUUGCUGCUGCCAGAGGUGGGGUGUAUAGACAGCAGCAGCUUUGCUGCUCUUCCUGCUGCAGCAGCAGCAGAGGUGCAGCAGCUGCUGCAGGAAGCAAGAGAUGUCCUUGAUUCCCCUGCAUUUGCUGCUGCUGUUAGGGGACUUUGUGCUGCUGCUGCUGCUGCACUUGUUCGUCGUAUUGUUGAAUUCCUGCAGCAAGCAGGAACGCUUCCUGCUUCUGCUGCUGCUGCUGCAGCAGAAGGCGAAACAGCAGCAACAACAGCAGCAGCAACACCAGCAGCAGCAGCAGCAGCAGCAGCAGCAGCAGCAGACCCUUAUAAGACACCAUUUCAAUUAGCUCGCUCGUUGGGGUGUAUAUGCAGGUUAUCUGAUUGGGCAUUAGGUGUAGGGGGAGGAGGAGAGUUGCUGCUGCAGCAGCUUGCUGCUGCUGCAGAGACACAGGAGUUAUCUGCUGCAUGCUAUUGGUCGCAGGAAUGUGAUUUUAAUAGAGUGCAGCAGCUGCUGCACCUUGUUGCACUCGCGCAGCAGCAGCAGCAGCAGCAGCAGCAACUGCAGCAGUUCAUAGGUCUAGAUCCACAGGAAUUGCUGCAGCACUUCCCAGGAGAACCGCAGCAACAGCAACAGCAGCAGCAGCAGCAAACGGAGCAACAGCAACAGCAGGAGGAGCAGCAAACGGAGCAGCAGCAACAGCAGCAGGAGCAGCAAACUGAUCAGCAGCAGCAGCAGAUAGAUCCCGCUGCUGUUGCUGCUGCAGCACUUUCUGAGACACAAGUAGCAGCAGCAACAGCAGCAGCAGCAGCGGCAGACCCCGCUGUGCUCUGCAGCAGCGACGCCGUUGUUGGGCAGACAAUUUAG
This is a messenger RNA of Eimeria maxima, 2043 nucleotides long. RefSeq lists its product as hypothetical. The record is from RefSeq and is a predicted model, not a curated record. Gene Ontology annotation, biological process: protein import into peroxisome membrane. Gene Ontology annotation, cellular component: peroxisomal membrane. The coding region runs from base 1 to 2043 and encodes 680 amino acids. Gene Ontology annotation, molecular function: protein-macromolecule adaptor activity. Lineage: Eukaryota; Apicomplexa; Conoidasida; Eucoccidiorida; Eimeriidae. The transcript has a single exon.